This is a messenger RNA of Sorghum bicolor (sorghum), 588 nucleotides long. RefSeq names its product vegetative cell wall protein gp1-like. Bases 1 to 588 code for a protein of 195 amino acids. The transcript has a single exon. NCBI's taxonomy places the organism in Eukaryota, Viridiplantae, Streptophyta, Magnoliopsida, Poales, Poaceae. The record is from RefSeq and is a predicted model, not a curated record.
AUGCUGCCCGCCGAGCCGCCGCCGCGACGCACCCGCGCGCCCGAGCACCCCGACGCGUCCACGCCCUCGCCGAGCAGCAGCAGAGCCGCGGCCACGGCCUCGCCCUCGGUGCCCUGCGACGCCGAGCACCGCCGCGCCGAGCUCCGUCCGGCGUCCAUGGCCCCGACCUCGCCAGGAGCCGCUGACCCCCUCUUCGUCGAGCACCUGACCGCCGUGGCCGCGACACGCCUCGUCCUCGACCCCGCCGCGCCGAGCUUCGACUGCGACCUUGCCCAGGAGCCCGCGGCGUCCCCAUCCUCGCCCGCGAGCUCUCCCUCGAGCCCCGUCUUCGGCCAGCACCGCGAGCACGGCGCCCCUCCGCGUCCGCGUCCUCGACCUCGCCACGACCUCGACGCCGAGCAGGAGCUCCGCACCCCCGCCGGAGCACGACGCCACGACCACGACCGUGCCGCGCCAAGCACUGCGACCCCGACCCCGACGCAGUUCUGCGCCACCCCGCGACGUCGCCCACGCCCUCACCACCAGCCCCGACCUCGCCCCCAAGCCCAGGGCCGCGCGCGACGCCGGCUCCGGUCACGGCCGACCUGA